AUGGCGUAACCCCAGAGUCACAGGAUACAGAGUAGGUGCCGCUAUUUCACAGUGUGUUUUCAGUUCAUGAUAGUCAUUGAAACAUUUCGGUCGCCCAAAAAGCCUCGUUCUGCGUUUGGUUGUAUUAAAAGAUCCCGUAAAGAGUCAGCUGUUCAGUUUAUCCGCAGCCCAGUCUCUUAGUGCCUCUUAAAUGGGCGUGUCAGGGUGUUCACCUACUUCACUGACCAAGGAGCCUUUGUUUGGAGAUAAGAGCCGUCAUUGUCUGAAUGACCUUGAGAGUUUGACUGAGACCAACCCAGCCACUGCUCAUUCCAAAGUUCCUCUUCUGCCCAAAGAGUGACAGACACUUUCUUACAUGAAGCUUAUGGAAAAAGGGAUUUCCUUACAGUAUAAAUGUGAUGUUUGAUACCAAAAAACAGCGACAAAAGGAGAAUUGGAGCGGUAAGACUUGCUAUUACACCCACAGUCACAAAAGGGAAAUGUUUGAUACCAAAAAACAGCGCCAAAAGGAGAAGUGGAGUGGCAAGGCUUGCUAUCACACCCACAGUCACAGAAGGGAAAUUGAAAAUCAACGGCUGCCCCACUGCUCCAAAACAUUGAGUCACCCUGGUGAUGAGGUUAUCCAGGGGUUGCAGCGAGGUCAUCCAAGCAGGCAAGAAGUCCCAGUCCCGCAGUCUGAUGGGCAAACAAUUGGGUCUGCGCACCUGGAGAAUGUUUACUGUUGCAACAAAUAUAAUCACCAUAAUGACUGGUAUGCCAACCCCGGCCAUCACCCUCCAGCCAGCCAUGGAGAGGGCAAACACCAGGGAUGGGAGCAGCAGAAAGCAGACGACACUGUCCCCAACGGAUUUGGAGUUUUAUCCAUCGUCUUCGUGGCUGACAUUCCCAGUCACCACUGCAUGGUUCCUGAAGUUGACCUGACUGAAGAUUGGCAAAAUGCUAUCAUACCAAUAGAGGUGGUGAACGGGAAACAGGAGCGGAGCCGAUGCAGCAGAUACAGGCUGGAUGUGGUCAGAAAUCUCUCUGCUCAGGGACUCAUUCCUGGCAUUGAUGUCAACCUCGCUGACCUGCAGCAGGAGGAAUGUGUGGAUGGAUGGACCUACAGCAAAGACAUCUACCAAUCCACCAUAGUCUCUGAGUAUGACCUGGUGUGCAGUGAGCAGUGGAAGCAGCCUUUCACCGCCACGCUUUACUUCCUAGGAGUUCUUGUUGGAUCCUUCUUCUCAGGACAGCUCUCAGAUCGAUUUGGAAGGAAGCCUGUAUUUUUCGCAACCAUGGCAGUUCAGACAAUUUUCACCUUUGUUCAAGUGUUCUCACCUUCAUGGACGGUGUUCUCCAUCUUCCUCUUCUUCAGUGGUUUGGGACAGAUCGCCAACUACAUUGCUGCUUUUGUGCUAGGUACAGAGAUCUUGACCGGCAAUGUGCGGGUCCUGUUCUCAUCAUUGGGUGUGUGUCUGUGUUUUGCCAUUGGCUACAUGAUGCUGCCACUCUUUGCUUACUUUUUAAGGGACUGGAAAUCUCUCCUGCUGGCUAUCGCUCUGUCUGGACUGCUCUACAUCCCUCUCUGGUGGUUCAUUCCAGAGUCUCCUCGGUGGCUGCUCUCUCAGGGAAAAGUGGAGCAGGCAGAGGCCAUACUGAGAAACGCUGCUAAGCAGAACAAAGUUGAGGCUCCUAAGGUCAUCUUUGAAUGUUGUGGUGAUGACGAGAAAAAGUCACUGUAUAAAAAAGAGAAACUCCACACUGCCUUUGACCUAUUAAGAACCAGCAACAUCAGAACCACAACACUGAUUCUCUGCCUGGUGUGGUUCACUCUGAGUACUGGCUAUUAUGGCCUGUCCCUGAACACAUCAAAACUAGGUGCUGAUGCCUAUAUCAGCUGUUUCAUCUCAGCGGCUGUAGAGGUGCCAGCAUACCUUUUCAGCUGGCUGGCACUGAAAUACUUUCCACGACGACUUUCCUCCUGUUGUACAGUGCUCCUGGGCGGAGUAUCCCUGUACUUCAUUCAGCUGGUGCCUGAAACUUUACCAGAGGUGUCUAUUACACUGGAGAUGCUGGGUAAAUGUGGCUUUGCCUGCGGUACAUCCAUGAUGUUUGCCUACACAGCAGAGCUUUACCCAACAGUACUUAGGAACACUGCAACAGGGACAUGUUCUAUGUUUUCCAGAGUGGGUGGCUGCUCUGCACCUUUUUUGAUACAGCUGAGUUCAUACUUUAAGUAUCUGCCUUAUAUUAUUUUGGGGACUCUGGCUGUUCUGUCUGCCUUUGCCACUCUCUUCCUACCAGAGAGUUUUGGACGACCUCUUCCUGAAACUGUUGACCAGAUGUAUAAGAGAGAGAGGGUGAAGUGUCCAUGCAUCACUGGGAAAGAAACACCAGAACCUGUGGUGCUUUCGGAAAGUCAACUGUAGCUUUAAAACAUUAAUUAAAUUAACAAGUUCUUAAUUUGGGGGGGAAGAUUAAAUUAAAAUGUGUACUAUUAAGACAAAAUAGGAAGAAUAAUUAAGAACAAAACAGAUGAAGAUACCUGUUCCUUAUAUUUAAGACAAUUUACCGAGAAAGUAAAGUUAUUUCCGAAAUGUAAAAGAGGAUUAAACUCCCAAUGCUGGCAGAACUGUGAAACUGUGAAAGUGCGCCAAUUGUUUAUAUAUUUUUUUUUAUUCGUGUAAAUCUUAAAGUAAAUUUUGGUCUGAAUUGUCUCAGUCUAUAGAGAAGGUUUUCAAUAGACCUUUGUAUUUAAAAGAAGAUGAUAUUAUACUUGGAAAACCAGCCAAAUGGAUUUAGUGAAGAUGAGAAUUAGAUUCCUGAAGAUCUCAGCAUUAAAGCAAAUCACAAGAGGGUGAAGAAAGACCACACCAUCAGACAUAAGAAGCUGGAAAGGUAUUAUUCAAGAAGUACAACUUAUGGAGAGUCUGACUCACAAAAGAAGACAUUUGGAGGAUGCAUUUGAAAAAAGAUGGACUUUCAGUGAUGUAAAAAAUGUAUUAUAUCAUGCAUAAAGAAUAAUAUAAUAAUAAUAAUAAUAAUAAUAAUACUAGGGAUGU
Messenger RNA from Thunnus maccoyii (southern bluefin tuna), 3041 nucleotides. Its product is annotated as solute carrier family 22 member 5-like. Gene Ontology annotation, biological process: transmembrane transport. The transcript is spliced from 18 exons. Gene Ontology annotation, molecular function: transmembrane transporter activity. NCBI's taxonomy places the organism in Eukaryota, Metazoa, Chordata, Actinopteri, Scombriformes, Scombridae. The record is from RefSeq and is a predicted model, not a curated record. Gene Ontology annotation, cellular component: membrane. Bases 399 to 2408 code for a protein of 669 amino acids.